AUGCUGUUUCAUUCUGUAUAUAUAUACUGUUACAGUGUUAUUUUUUACUUUUACUUACUUUUUUUUGGUACUACUGCCAAAUAGGAGCUGCUAAACAGAUUUUCACACUGAUACUGCCUGACAAUGUUAACGGUGACAAUAAAGUAUUCUUAUUCAAAGGUUGGCCAACAGAGGGUUCCAUUUGCCACCACACCCACCCUGGUAGCCAUGGAAACAACUAUACCAACAACUCUGCUAACAACUCAGCGAAACCAGUUUCCAGACGUCCUGUUCAUUGUAACAAAGACAAGAUGGAAGAGGAAAAUGCAUUAAGUCUGAAUAUCACGACAGAGUCGGCUCGACUUGUGGAUUCGUUGCUGGAGAGACGCCACCGCACUGUGACGACGGAGCAGCAGGAGGAAGACUCCUCUGACAGUGAGAUGAAGAAUAUUAACUGGGUUGCUUGCAAAGACUUCACAGUCGAAGUGGGGGAAAGGCAGAUUGGAGAGUACAUCCAAACCUGGCAGCUGCAGCCCUGCUGGCUCUACAGUCUGGACUUCCUCUGCUCCACCGAGGAGGAGCAUCAUACCAUCUACCACUACCGGGCCCGCUUCAGUAUCCCGACCUCCCGGAGGCCCAUUCAGGGGACAGCCAGCGUCUAUUUCGUGGUGGACAUAUCUAAAAUCAAACCCCAGACUCUGCCAGUGGAGGUGCGCUUUAUAGUGGAGUCAAACAGGCUGGUGCACACACCCGGGAGGAGCAGGUUCGGGGAGAAGUGGCUGGUGGACGUUAUCGAGAGCAAGACUUUGCUCCGACGAGCGCUGGACCUUUGAACCGAUUUCUGGAAGCUUCUAAAAGACUCCCAAAAGUUACACUUAACUUGCUAAGUGUUAACAUUAAACCCCACAGAGUGAAGUUGAGUGUCUCCUUGUCCUAUUAAGUGUCAACCCACGUCGAAAUAAAAUAAAGUAACCCUAGCUAGCUUAAAAAUUCGUAUAACAGUAAACGCUGGUUGACUGUAGCUAGCUAACUACCGUUACCGUUACAUCUAAAGUGACCGUUUUGAGGGACCUCAUAAUAAAUUCAACUCGUCCUCAAGACAGCGAAGCCAUUUGUUUUAGAUAAUAUGCUUAACCCUUAAAAAAUAGACAUCUCAGGACCAUUAAAAGCUAGCUUGUUAGGCUAACAGCUGGCACUAUGUAUUACAAUGAGAAAUGUUAGCUUCUGUUAGCCUAACGCAAGCUAACUAAGAGGGAAUAUUUUGUCGCUUUGUCGAAUUUAACGCAAUGUCACAAAAUAUACUAACUUAUUCUUACCAUACACAAC
Molecule: messenger RNA, 1305 nt
Organism: Epinephelus fuscoguttatus (brown-marbled grouper)
Lineage: Eukaryota; Metazoa; Chordata; Actinopteri; Perciformes; Serranidae
Gene: akap14
Product: A-kinase anchoring protein 14
Exons: 1
Coding region: 291-812 (173 amino acids)
Cellular component (GO): cAMP-dependent protein kinase complex
Molecular function (GO): protein kinase A regulatory subunit binding
Source: RefSeq, a predicted model, not a curated record